Messenger RNA from Rotaria sp. Silwood2, 864 nucleotides. Lineage: Eukaryota; Metazoa; Rotifera; Eurotatoria; Philodinida; Philodinidae. The record is from the annotation of a GenBank genome assembly.
AUGUUAUCAACAAGUCAACAACGUGUGAUUCUUGUCACUGGAGCAAACAAAGGCAUUGGCUUUGAAGUUGUGAAGAAGCUCGCAAAUGAAUCAUCACUCAUAAACAAUCUUAUUCUUCUUGGCUGUCGUGAUUUGAAACGAGGUGAAAAUGCACUGAUUCGAUUAGGUUCUCCUCCGAAUGUUCAUCUCCUUCAUUUGGAUGUCUCAUUACAAGAAAGCAUCACUCAUGCUACCAAUCAAAUUAAAUACAAGUAUGAUGGUCAACUGGAUGUUGUCAUCAACAAUGCUGCUAUUGGAGAACUACAACUAACUGUCGACGUAGCUCGAUCAAUGUUCGCUACAAAUUAUUAUGGUAUCAAAACACUAAAUGAACAUUUAUUUCCUCUUAUACGAGAGAAUGGUCGCGUGAUCAAUGUGGUCAGUAUGUGUGGUUCUAUUCUAUUGUCUGAAGCCUCGAAAGACCUUCAAGAAAAAUACUUAUCAUCAACAUUGACUACUGAACAGCUCGAUCGUCUUGUUGAAGAUUUUAUUUCAGCCAUUGGAACAAAUAGUUUCGAAGAAUUAGGAUACAAUCCCAAGUCAUCUUACUUAAUUUACAGUGUUACAAAGGCAGCAGUUAUUGCUCUCACUCGAAUCGAAGCUCGUCAAUGGUCUAGAGCCAAAAAUGUACUCGUUCUUUCUGUGUGUCCAGGAUUUUGUGCUACUGAUAUGAAUAAGAAUGCGCCUGGUGCUCAUUCUGCAGAAUUGGGUGCUGAUUCAAUCUUGUAUGUCGUCAAUACUCCUCAAAAUGAACUUGGGAAUGGUUGUUUUUACCGAUAUGGCCAACAACUAUCACCUAUUUGCAUGAUCAAUGAUAAAAAUUGA